Molecule: messenger RNA, 429 nt
Organism: Oldenlandia corymbosa var. corymbosa
Lineage: Eukaryota; Viridiplantae; Streptophyta; Magnoliopsida; Gentianales; Rubiaceae
Source: the annotation of a GenBank genome assembly
AUGGAGGAAAUGCAGAGGCUUAGAGAUGCUGCUGUUCAAAACGAUGUGGAGACACUUGCUCAAUUACUUCACCAAGAUUCAUUUAUUCUAGAUAAAGCCAUGUUAAAUAAUUAUCAAGAUAUGAAUCCUCUUCAUAUUGCAGCAAUGUUGGGUAAUUUGGAAUUUGUAACAGAAAUCUUGGAAGCCAGACCCGAGUUGGCUUUGGAGGGUGACCGGUUCGGAAGAAUCCCUUUACAUCUCGCAGUCAUCAUGGGAAGAUCAUCAAUGCCGGUAAUUGUAGAGUUGGUUAAUCCCUCGCCACUUGCUGCUCGAGAAAGAACUCCCGACAAUCGUGUACUUGGUUCAAAACAACGUGGUGCAAGUGAAUGCAAGGAAUGCAAGGAAUGCAAAUGGGAACACCGCAUUAGACCUUUUCAAAGGAGACCGUGA